Gracilinanus agilis (Agile Gracile Mouse Opossum) is the source of this 677-nucleotide messenger RNA. RefSeq names its product FKBP prolyl isomerase 14 (gene FKBP14). Gene Ontology annotation, molecular function: peptidyl-prolyl cis-trans isomerase activity; calcium ion binding. The transcript has 3 exons. The record is from RefSeq and is a predicted model, not a curated record. Lineage: Eukaryota; Metazoa; Chordata; Mammalia; Didelphimorphia; Didelphidae. Bases 166 to 519 code for a protein of 117 amino acids.
CUCUGCGGAGAAGAGGAGGCCAGGAAGCAAUUCAGUGAAGCCUGGAGACACUCUAACUCUGUGCAUCUUGUUUUUGUUAGCCACAAACAUAACAAUGGGCAGCCCAUCUGGUUUACCCUUGGCAUCCUGGAGGCUCUCAAAGGCUGGGACCAAGGCCUGAAGGGCAUGUGCGUGGGGGAGAAGAGGAAGCUCACCAUCCCCCCUGCCCUCGGUUACGGAAAAGAAGGCAAAGGUAAAAUUCCCCCUGAGAGUACACUGAUAUUCAACAUUGAUCUCCUGGAAAUUCGAAAUGGACCCAGAUCCCACGAGUCAUUCCAAGAGAUGGAUCUUAAUGAUGACUGGAAACUGUCUAAGAAUGAGGUGAAGAUCUAUUUGAAGAAGGAGUUCGAAAAGCAUGGGGCGGUGGUCAAUGAGAGUCAUCACGACGGCUUGGUGGAGGACAUCUUCGACAAAGAAGACGAGGACAAAGACGGAUUUAUAUCCGCCAGGGAAUUCACCUACAAACACGAUGAGCUGUGAGGAAGCACCUUCUGUCUGGCACAGCACCUGGAGGGUCUCUCGUUUUUUGAGCCUUAUUUCCUAUUACUGUUGAUUCUGUCUGUUGCGUUGGUAUUUAUUUACAGGAAAGAAGUCCUUGUCUCCUGCUGUGUGUCUUUGAAUAUUAAAAGAAAUCCUUU